AGUUCGGUGGCUCCAGCUCCGCCGCUCGUCACCUUUGAUCGGCGCAGAGGGAAGAGACGCUUCCAGGGGAUUUAAACACGGUGAAGCUCCGGAGACAACGUCCAACAAGUGACGGGGGACACGGGGGACUGCGGGGGAAACUGUAACCAACCCCCCACAUCUGCGGGGGGAACUCGUCGCGCAGGGAAAACGGUCACGAGUGCGCGGAAGUUUGUGUUUACUGAUGUUGUGGUAGCUAGCUGGCUGGCCCUGUUAGCUUGUUAGCGAGGGAGGUGCGCGCUGCGUGCACGGCUCAGUAUUUGCAACUUAACGAGCGAGUUGGGAACUCCAGUUGGGAACUACCAUUGAAAACGUGUUCUGUUAAACAGCGCCUGUCUGUUUGCGUGGUUGCCAAACUCCUGUAACGUCAGUGCGGGCCACGAGCUUUGAAUCUUGAGGGGUCGUGUCUCACGCGCUGAUUCGCAGAGAAAGAAAACGCACGAUCACGCAUCGAGUCACGAUCCCGCAGGUACAGCUCGCCGAGCCAUUUCCGUUUACCCCCCUGGUACGAAUGACAGAUCAGGCUGGCAGCUCUGGACCUCUCGACCCGUCCUCCCCCAUCGGACCCAUAGUUCACAGUCUUCGUCCGUGAUGGGCCCCCUGCUCGGCUGGUGAGACGCGUGGAAACCGAUCAGAAGUCUUUUACCAUGGGAGGAUGUGUGGGGAGAUACUGGGAGGGCUGGGAGGACACACAGAGCCGAGGGUCGUCCAGGAACGGUGGACGAGGAGGACGUAAUGAGCCUCUCAAGAAAGAUCGGCCCAAGUGGAAGAGCGACUACCCGAUGACAGAGGGCCAGCUACGGAGCAAGCGGGACGAGUUCUGGGACACGGCGCCGGCCUUUGAGGGCCGUAAAGAGAUCUGGGACGCCCUGAAGGCUGCCGCUGUGGCACUGGAGUGCAACGACCACGAGCUGGCCCAGGCUAUAGUGGAUGGAGCCAGUAUCACACUGCCACACGGUACUCUCGCAGAGUGUUACGAUGAACUCGGGAACCGCUACCAGCUGCCCGUCUACUGCCUGGCUCCACCCAUCAACCUCAUCUCAGAACGCAGCGAUGAGGACCCCAGCGACAGCCCCGAACCCACUGUAGCACCCAAAAAGGAAUUCCAGCUCAAGGUACGACUGUCCACAGGUAAGGACCUGCGCCUCAGUGCCAGCAUGUCUGACACCAUCGGGCAGCUCAAGAAGCAGCUGCAGGCCCAGGAGGACAUUGACGCCAUCCACCAGCGCUGGUUCUUUUCUGGCAAGCUGCUCACGGACAAGACGCGGCUGCAAGACACCAAGAUCCAGAAGGACUUUGUCAUCCAGGUCAUUGUCAACCCACAGGCUCUCCAAGCCCCCAAGCCGUCACCCACCUCACGUGAAUAGCUAAGACACAAGCAGAGCAGAGGUGCCUCUGAAUGCUGGAUUGAAAUAAAACUGUGGAGGUGCGUACAAAACUAUAUGAGGGAGAAACUCUUAAGUGCUGCUUUCUUUUAUCUAUCACGUGUCAUUGUUCCUUUUUGUUCAGGUUGUGUUGGGUUGUUGUUUAAGUGAAUCCAGUCACCACACUAACUCUGGAGAUCCUCUUCUUGUCACUUUGAACCGUAUGUUAAUGAGCAGCCUUUUUAAACACAAACUGUGCACAUCACGCUGCACAUGCAAAGAAUCUGCCUCUGCCCUCUUUGUCUGCACUAAUUGUAACUAAGUGCCAAUGGAAGAAAUGCAGAAGUGUUUGUUGGUUCCGAAGCACAUCUCUACAUGGACGCUAUGGACUCGACUCCUCCACAGACACAGGAGGGGAGGGCAGAGUGUGAUCCCGAACGUUUCUUUGUUUUCUUUUGUUGAGGAAAAGAUGUAAUUUUUGAGCUUUUUUGCACAUUUGAAGAUUAUUACUAGACUUUGUGGUAGUUUUAUGUGCCUUCUACAUGAUGAAACAACAAGCGGUCGGUGUCCUGAAAGAUGCUAGUUUUACCACUAGGCUAAGCCAUCUGUAUUUUUUUAGAUUCAGGAACCUUUAGAUUGACCCAAGCUAUAACUGUUGCCUUUUUUGUAUUAUUUCUUCAAUCUCUGCCGACAAAAAAAAGUUUAUGUGUGUGCGUAUGUGUGUGCGCGUGUAUGUGUGGGCAAAAGGAAAACAUAUUUACCCACAUGAUACAUGUCAGAUUAAUGUAGCUCUCUAAGACUAGACUGUUUUCCAGGUGCACAAGUCAUAGCUUUGCAGUCAAUCAUAUCAUAGUGUCGAGGGAAAUGGAUGUUCCCCUGCAAAAAUGAUGGUCUUAAAAAGCUCCAUUAUUGACCACUUAAUAACACCUGCCCCCCUGAACACUAGGGGGCACCAACACAGCCCUGAUAUAAUCAGCUCUAUCUCUUAGGCCCCCUCCUUUUUUUCUUUCUCCACCACUUGAUGACCCUGUUUAUUCUCCAUAUGGUCCAGUGUUUUGUAAUAUUUGUUCACCAGAUGUCUGACUUUAUUCACCAGCGUACAAAUGAUUGAGCUGGUUUGCUGGAAAUGGCUGCCUUAUGUGUGGGUGGGGGCGGAUGAGCGUUUGUUAACCAUAUGAAGCAGUGAACCAAAACAAUGAGCUGAAGAUUUGAGUGUCUGUUCUCAGUGAAUCCAGCAACACUAACAACUUCUUAAUGUUACAGUCAGUCUAGUAUUUCAAGGGCCACAACACUGAUUUUAAAUGUGAUCAGCUUCUGCGACAGUGUUAGUGUUACCCUUAGAAACAGUUUUUUAAACUAACUCCAAUGAUGUCACAGUGAUGUCAUGGCAUUUAAUGUUGGAGCCAGAGUUUUUGAUGCUUGACUCCCAACUACGGACUAAAAAUGAAUCACUAAAUAUCACAAGAUCACUAGAUAUCGCCUUAAAUUAAAAGAUGAACUGCAUACAGAGGCAGAAUGUGACGUAUUCAUUCUGCUGCAGAGAUCAUAUGAUUGACGAGUCACCUCUUAUCUAAAUUAGAAUUUUGCGGUGUGGAAACAACCCUGAUGGGACGGAGAUAUCACUGCUUGAAUAGCUCAUGCGUGAGGUUUUGACUUGACUUGAAUUUUUAGAUCUGCAGUCUGACCUGCUCUGCUUCUGUUCUUCAGAACUGUGCUUCAGUUUAUAGCUCAGAAUAGACUUAAGAAUUUAAAAAAAUUAAUUUAGCCUCAUUGUAAAAAUUCUCUGACUCACAAGUCUACAGCUCAAUAAGCAUUGUUUUCAUUCACUGCUUUCCUCUUUUUAAGUUCAUCCGAAUCACCCAUUUUUCUAUUUUUCUAUUUUAUCUUCCCUUUACUAAUAGUUCUUUAGGAGUUUUCUUACUUUCUUAAGCAGAACUUGAAUAAGCAUUUUUAUCUGUAUGUGCAAUACAAUAGACAUAGACCUCAUAUCUUGUGUUUCUGACAGAUUUCAUAGAGCACCAGCUACGGUUAUUGUUAAAAUUACAAAUGUUCACGCAGGUCAACGUGAGGUGUAUUCUUGUCCGUCACCUCGGCAAAAUAUCCAAUAUAAAUAAAUAUUCAAAAUGAUAAACAC
Molecule: messenger RNA, 3537 nt
Organism: Paralichthys olivaceus (Japanese flounder)
Lineage: Eukaryota; Metazoa; Chordata; Actinopteri; Pleuronectiformes; Paralichthyidae
Gene: ubtd1b
Product: ubiquitin domain containing 1b
Molecular function (GO): protein binding
Source: RefSeq, a predicted model, not a curated record